Molecule: messenger RNA, 1773 nt
Organism: Penicillium oxalicum
Lineage: Eukaryota; Fungi; Ascomycota; Eurotiomycetes; Eurotiales; Aspergillaceae
Product: GID4/VID24 family protein
Exons: 3
Coding region: 1-1773 (590 amino acids)
Biological process (GO): negative regulation of gluconeogenesis; proteasome-mediated ubiquitin-dependent protein catabolic process; protein catabolic process in the vacuole
Cellular component (GO): extrinsic component of membrane; GID complex
Source: RefSeq, a predicted model, not a curated record
AUGCCGCCUCCCAACUCGGCAUCACACGGCACGCCGGCCUUGACUCCUACACCCUCCGCACCUGCGCCCGAGACGGAGCCCUUUUCGCAACCAACGUCGACACCCGAAACAACCGCUGUCUCCGCAGGUCUGGACAGUGAUAACGCACACGACGAGAAUGUCAACUUCCUCCGCAAUCAAUCCCUCCUGUCAAACCCACUGCCAACGUCCCUGAGUCGUCCUCGUCGCCGUCGCUACCAAGUGUCGCAACCACAGCAGAUGGCCGACCGACCGACCGAGGACCGAAUGGACCUGGAUGAUCCCAGCAACCUCCACUUGUCCGUCGAGAUCAACCGUCCCAUCCCGAUCGUUCGUCCGCAACGAGAGGAACGUAGAGCCAUGCCCGAUUACGAAAGCCGCCGGGCCAACUCCCGCUCCCUCUAUGGGUGGGCGCCCGGGUCAGACGACGACGACGAGGAACACCACCUCGAGGAAGCGGAAGAUGAACAAGUGCGACCCUUCCUCCACGCUGUUUCAGAUCGCAGUGGGCCGACUAGCCAAGCGGACAUGAAUGAGCCUGAGAAUCGCACACCGGCCGCCAAUAGCCUCGUCCCUGACGAUGCACGAGCCUGGCUGACGGCGCCGAUUCCGAUGGAGCUGUUGCAGUCAGCCCGUCGACAACCGAGGCUAGCGAGGAUAAGAACACUGGAGGGAUUUCUUCUGGAUCGCUAUGGAACGCGCCCCAGCGACGAAUUCGCAGAUCCCGAGCGAGCCGGGAACUCGACGUCAACACGGGUUUAUCGUUACCGUCCUCCAAGUCGGGGGGAUUUCCACCGGGGGUUGACCAACAGCGACUUGCGUGCCAGAGUGGCUGCCCAUCGGCGAUUGCAUCCUAACCACGCGGGAGAUUCACUGCUCAAAGACACAAUCAAAUAUCUCGAUCGAUUACGGUACUCCAAUUCAUUUGAGGAAAGCAUCAGCUCCGCCGCCGCGACGGGUUUUAUUUCACUGGAGAAUUUCUCAUUGAAAGACAAUGACCUCAUCCUUGAUGUCAACACGAUUCGACCACCUGAACAAUGCUCGUGGCUGCGAGAGGGAAUGGUUUUCGCAGGCUGUCAAAAAGCGGCCAACGCGGGAUGUCCCGCGGUGGCCCAGCGCGCUCAAAGCCCCCGUACAUCGGGCGAACCCGUGAUCGUCAACGGCAGUGAGGGUACUCGUAUCAGGGUACACACAGCCAGCGGACGUCGGUAUCUUGCAAAUGCAGCGCGCGAUGAGAACUGGCCAGUCAAGGUGACCAUCCAUAGCAUCAACCGCGCGGAUAUGACUCUGUCGGGAACCAUGGAAGCGUACAAUAUCCCCGAUAAGUCGUCGCCAACACGCGACGCCCAUAUUGUCACCUUCCUAGAAGGCGAGAUUAUCGACUUUAACCAUCACACACUCGAAACCAAAAAUUUCAAGGCGGAUGCAGACAUCGACAGUACAUACUGGCGAGAACUACAGCCGUUCAAAGAUCUAACCGAUGCUGAGAUAUCCAAGAAUCUUGUGAGCAAAAAAUGGAUCACGGAACAUUUGCUGCGAGGGUGGAUACUCAUGCGCUGGAAGGAGCGAUGUUUUAUCACUCCAACAGAUGCUCGGCAGGGUCUCACAAUCUCCGGAUUUUACUACAUAUCUCUUCGCCGCGAAGACGGUCAUGUCGAAGGGCUGUACUAUGAUCCCGGCAGCUCGCCUUACCAACAACUCUCCCUGAAGCCAGAGAUGAGAAAGAUGGAAUGUCCAUCGUACUCUUUCCGAUAA